AUGCCCGUCGAAGCACUCACCAGCAAAGCUGACUUUGUCACCAAAAUCCUCAACUCCUCCGACCCUGUCGUUCUCGACUGCUUCGCCGAGUGGUGCGCUCCGUGCAAGGCCAUCGCGCCGCAAAUUGAGGAUUUCAGCACCGCCUACCCAGCCGCCAAGUUCUACACCAUCGACGUUGACAAGGUCGGUGACGUCGCGCAGGAACUGGGAGUUCGCGCCAUGCCCACCAUUAUGUUCUUCCAGGGCGGGGAAAAGAUUACCGAGGUGGUUGGCGCAAACGUGCCCGCCAUCGAAGCGCAGAUCAAGGCGCUGACGGGCGCUUAG
Molecule: messenger RNA, 324 nt
Organism: Penicillium macrosclerotiorum
Lineage: Eukaryota; Fungi; Ascomycota; Eurotiomycetes; Eurotiales; Aspergillaceae
Product: thioredoxin family protein
Exons: 2
Coding region: 1-324 (107 amino acids)
Molecular function (GO): protein-disulfide reductase activity
Source: RefSeq, a predicted model, not a curated record